GGGGAGCCUGUCUCCAGCAGCUAGCUUUUCUUGCUUUGGAGUUUUUUCCAGGAAAGACAGGACCCAGAGGCCCCACAGGGGAACAGCCCCCUGACCUUCCAGCCAAGCAGCACUGAUAAGUAGCAGGCCCCGUGCCCGGAGACCCACGGACAAGCCCCUGCGGCAGCGAUUCCCAUAGAAAUUAGUUAAGCAAUCCUGUCCCUGGGGCUCACGGCCCAGCUCCGGGUGUGAGCCUCUGACAGACACCGUCCUCCACAGCCGCAGUCAUGGCCAACAGGACCGACGCCUCUGUCCCGCUCACCAGCUAUGAGUAUUACCUGGACUACAUAGACCCCAUUCCUGUGGACGAGAAGAAGCUGAAAGCCAGCAAGCAUUCCAUCGUCAUAGCCUUGUGGUUGAGCCUGGCUACGUUCGUGGUGCUCCUCUUCCUCAUUCUGCUCUACAUGUCCUGGUCAGGCUCCCCGCAGAUGAGGCACAGUCCCCAACCCCACCAAAUACGUCCAUGGAGUUGUGGCUUCAACCUCCCCCUGUGCCUCCGGAGGGCCUCCCUGCAGACGACAGAGGGGCCAGGAAGUAGAGCUGGCGCUGACCAAUGGUUACAGCAGCAGAGUCCUUCUGCCUUGGCCCCGGGGCCCCUGGGUCUCCCCUAGGACCAGGUUCAGGAUGGGGGUCCCAGAACAUCAGCUGACCUCACGCACAGCAGUGAUGAGCCUGGAGUCAGAACUUCCCAACUGUAGAACUGAUGGUGCCGGAGAGCUGGUUGUGCUCAAGCAAACCAGUGAACUCAAACCAACCCUGACAGCUACAUCUUCUCAAGGCCUUUUAGAACAGCCUUAAUGUAGCAGCAAACAUCUGGCUAGUCCGGCUAGGGCGGAGGCUGCCCUAGACACAGCUGACUCCGUGGAGCGUCCGUAGCCUGCUUGCUGCUCACACGUGCUUUGGGAUGCAUAGGAAAAUAAACGGUGGACUGGGAUAAAGAAACCGUUGCUUUCCUGUCGCCCUUCUGUCUGAGCACCCUGGGUGUACACGCUCCCACAAGGACACCAGGGAAACUUGCAGGCCUCCCAGGGGCACCCUCCUGGGUCAGCUCCUCUGGGUCAUAGCUCCC
Messenger RNA from Apodemus sylvaticus (European woodmouse), 1108 nucleotides. RefSeq names its product melanocortin 2 receptor accessory protein (gene Mrap). Bases 267 to 650 code for a protein of 127 amino acids. Lineage: Eukaryota; Metazoa; Chordata; Mammalia; Rodentia; Muridae. Gene Ontology annotation, biological process: protein localization to plasma membrane; regulation of adenylate cyclase-activating G protein-coupled receptor signaling pathway. The transcript is spliced from 3 exons. Gene Ontology annotation, cellular component: plasma membrane; endoplasmic reticulum. Gene Ontology annotation, molecular function: signaling receptor regulator activity; type 4 melanocortin receptor binding; type 1 melanocortin receptor binding. The record is from RefSeq and is a predicted model, not a curated record.